This is a messenger RNA of Aspergillus alliaceus, 1400 nucleotides long. Its product is annotated as kinase-related protein. Gene Ontology annotation, cellular component: cytoplasm. The transcript has a single exon. Lineage: Eukaryota; Fungi; Ascomycota; Eurotiomycetes; Eurotiales; Aspergillaceae. The coding region runs from base 643 to 1299 and encodes 218 amino acids. The record is from RefSeq and is a predicted model, not a curated record.
AUUUGAUAUGUAAAUUCUUGUCGGACAAUAUAGGUAAACAUAGUACUGCAUCUGGAAGAGUUGUGCCUGUUUGUUGUUGGUGGAUUUCCCCUGUGACGUAUAGGAUGUACUGUACAUACUACGUACCUGCUACAGAUCGCAAAACCCCACUCCGAUGACUCGAAGCCCCGCCCACUGCCUUUACUUAUUUAUCUCAAUGGACCACAGAGCUUUCUUCAUCCAUACACAUUAACUGUCAGCUGUACACUCAUUCUGCGCCGGACUAUACCCCCACUGAUCCUGAAACCACGUUUUAAAAGCUAGACCUAAUUCGAAUUUCGAAUUUCGCCUUGUCAUUGUCUGGCGUCUUUGCUCAAGUACGGUACUUCUCAACGGUUGUCUGUAUGAACUACGACCUCGAGUGUUUAGGUUGAUUUGAGGCAUAUGCCUUUAGUAUUUUUUAUUACCUUUAAAUUCCUUUUGGAGCUAUACACAUAAAGUCAGCCAUGGAUAGCCAGGUAGACCGGCUGGUGGACAAGGUCUGGGGUAAGUUGCUCCGCGCGCCGCAUUUUGCAUAACAUGAAUGCGCCGAACCUUGCAUCUCGAAGAAAAAUUCUCUAGUACCAAUGGAUUACUAAUAGCUCUCAAGGUAAAAUCCAGUCUAUGCCGGAUGGUUCCCGGUUGAUGAUAGCAGUGAGUGGGAUCCCUGGCUCCGGAAAGACCGCACUUGCCAGCAUGAUGGCGAACCGCAUCAACCAACUGUAUACCGCGCGGUAUCCAGGUUCACCGCCUAUCGCGACUGCUAUCCCAAUGGAUGGAUAUCAUCUGACGCGGGCGCAACUCGCUCAAAUGCCCGAUCCUGUGUAUGCUGUGGCGCGACGUGGUGCGGCUUUCACCUUUGACGGGGAGAAGUUCUUGAAAUUAGUACAGGCUUUACGGGAGCAGUUGACGCCAGAGACGCAAAGCUUGUACGCGCCAAGCUUCGAUCAUGCGAUCAAGGAUCCUGUUGACGAUGAUAUUCCCAUCCCCGCCACGUGCAAGGCCAUUUUCUUCGAGGGGAAUUACCUGAGUUUAAGUAAAGAGCCGUGGAAUCAGGCGGCGCAAUUGAUGGAUGAGCUCUGGUUCGUCGACGUUGAAUUUGAAACCGCUCGAAAGAGGUUGAUUCGGAGGCAUGUCAGGGCAGGCAUUGCGAAGGACGAAGCCGAGGCAGAUAAGCGCGCCACAGAAAAUGACCUUGUGAACGGGCGGGAAAUAGUAGAAUAUAGAUUGCCUGUUCAAGAGAUUAUUACGAGUCGUUAUGACCCUAAUUGGGAUAGGUGAUUGUUGAAUUUUUUUUUUUUGGAUGACCUUCGGCAUGAGCAUGAAGUAUAAUAGAUGAUUGAGUGAAGCAUGAUAUGAUACAUGAAAGCGUUCCUUUCCGU